Molecule: messenger RNA, 4340 nt
Organism: Acinonyx jubatus (cheetah)
Lineage: Eukaryota; Metazoa; Chordata; Mammalia; Carnivora; Felidae
Source: RefSeq, a predicted model, not a curated record
GGCGCCUCGCAAACGCUCGAAUCACCCUGUCAUGUCUCCCGCAGCCCGUCCAGGCCGCGCUCAACACGAUGGACGUGCCCCUCGUCUGCGACUACGGCUCGGGCUUCAGCAAGGUGGGCUUUGCGGGCAUGGAAACCCCCCUGGCCGUGUUCCCCACCCUCCUCGGGAAACUUCGACACGACAAUCCGCUGGUGGGGAUGGGCGAGGAGGACUGGUUCCUCGGAGACGAGGCUCAGCAUAAGCGAGGGGAACUUAGCCUACAAUAUCCCAUCUCCCGGGCAACCGUCACGAACUGGGCCAACAUGGAGAAGAUAUGGCAUCACUCCUACUGGGUGCUCCGCGGCCCGGAGCAGCAUCCUCUCGUGGUGACGGAGCCGCCUUUAAACACAAUGUCCAACAAAGAGAAGAUGUCACAGAUCCUGUUUGAGACCUUCAACGUGCCCGCCCUGUACUUAGCCAACCUGGGAGUCCUUUCUCUAUACGCCUCUGGCCAGACCUCCGGAACAGCCAUUGAGUCUGGAGAAGGAAUGACAUACUUUGUGCCCAUCAUUGAUGGCUGUCCUUUGCAUCAGUCAACCAUCCAGAUGGACAUGGCGGGCCAAGACCUAACCUCGUAUCUCCUGCAACUAUUGACAGGCGGUGGGCACUCGUUGGUGAGCACAGGCGACCGGGAGCACGUCCAGAGCAUAAAAGAACAAUACUGCUACGUGGCUUUGGACUUUGACAAGGAAAAAGUAAAAACGGACGCGCCUUCCUACGCCCAGAAAGUUCAGCUGCCCGAUGGCCAGGAGGUCACCCUCGGGCAGGAGAAGUUCUUCUGCCCCGAAGUGCUUUUCCAGGCGGACCUCAUGGGGAGAAACGACCUGGGCAUCCAUAUGAAGGCCUUCCAGAGCAUCAGCUCCUGCAGCCCCGCCCUCUGGAAGAUUCUCUUCGGCCACAUUGUCUUGUCUGGAGGUACCGGCUCCUGUUCCGGCCUGCGGUUCCGGAUGCAGAGAGAAAUAUCCACCCUGGUUUCCCCUACAAUUAACGUGAAGGUAUCCACCUGCCCCAACUCCACGUACGGCGCCUGGGUCGGGGGUUCCAUCCUGUGCUCGCUUUCCACCUUCAAGGACAUGUGGGUCACCAGCCAGGAGUAUAAGGACAUCGGUUCCUCUGUCAUCAGCAGGAGAAGCUUCUGAUUUGUGGCUUUGUGGAUGCCAUCUUCUGGCCCACCGAUGCCAACUCCACCUUGGCCGGGCUGAUCAGUGCUGAGAACCAGCUCAAACGUGAGGGUGGCUAGUCCUCCCCAGACUUCCAUCAACCUGGUCAAUAAAGGACAGACAGUCUGGGCAAGGCUGGCAACAUCUUGGGAAACGCUCACGGGCAGUCGCUUUGUUGAUGCAAGGUGACGAAGGGGAGGGGAUUUCUGCCGACCCCCAUGGAUUGGUCAGCAUGGCUGAAUGUGUGACAGCAAGGGACAUCCCCCCGGCUCAGUGCCAUAAACAAAAGUCUGUUUCCCACUCACACUGCAUGUCCGUUGAAGGCCAGCGGGGCUCUUUCCUAGAUUGUCCCCACGGCAGAAUCUGACCCACAGAGCAGACCCUGUCUGGAACGUUGUCAUUUAUUGGGGGUGAGGACAAGAGUGCCCGGUGGGCCUUUCACUGACAAUGAAACACUCCAGCCGGACAGGGACACAGGGCACAUCUGCCCACAGUUAAUUAUCCGGAACAAGUCACACGGCCCCCAAGCACCACAGGGGCUGGGAAGUGCCAUCCUUCUGCAGACGUGACACCCCAAAUGGGAAGGAUGAAGCACGUGCUCUGGUUCAGGAGGGCACCGUUGGGGCGGCAAGGGGCCUGGUGUCCUUCUGGUGGCUUUAAUCCUCAUGCCCGGCUGUGAGAUUGGUUUAUUAAGGCUGAUUUCAUGAUUCAGGAACUGAAGCUAACAGAAGCUAAUUAACUUGGUGAAGGUCAUUACACAAUGACUAGGAGUUCAAAUCUGUGGAUAAACCUUGUAGGGGUGCAGAGGGUGAGCAUUGCAGGGGAGAAGGAACCACAGACAGUGCAGAAGCAUUUCCCCCACUGAAGACACAUUUUCCACGUGGACAGAGCCCUGGGAGAGUCCCACACACAGACGCUGCCUGAUGACACUUCCGAGCAUGGAAGGCAAUAAAUAAAUUCUAGAGGCAGUGAGAGAAAACAGCAGCAAACAAAGAAUCUGGUGAAGAAAUGGGCAAAAGACAUGAACAGACACUUUUCCAAAGAAGACAACCAGAUGCCCAGCAGACACAUGAAAAGAUGCUCCACAUCACUCAUCAUCAGGGAAAUACAAAUCAAAACCACACUGAGAUACCAUCUGACACCUGUCAGAAUGGCUCACAUUGACAACUCAGGCAACAACAGAUGUUGGCGAGGAUGCCGAGAGAGAGGAUAUCUUUUGCAUUCUUGGUGGGAAUGCAAGCUGGUGCAGCCACUCUGGAGAACGGUAUGGAGGUUCCUCAAAAAAUUAAAAAUAGAACUACCCUCUGACCCGGCAAUUGCGUUACUAGGUACUUAUCCAAGGGAUACAGGUGUGCUGUUUCAAAGGGACACAUGCACCCCAAUGUUUACAGCAGCACUAUCGACAAUAGCCAAAGUACGGAAAGAGCCCAAAUGUCCAUCGAUGGAUGAAUGGAUCAAGAAGAUGUGGUACACACACACACACACACACACACACCCAGGAAUACUACUCAGCGAUGAAAAAGAAUGAAAUCUUGCCAUUUGUGACAACAUGGAUGGAACUAGGGGGUAUGAUGCUAAGUGAAAUUAGUCAGAGGAAGACAGAUCUCUUAUGAUUUCACUCAUGUGGAAUUUGAGAAACAAAACAGUCGAACAUAAGGGAAGGGAAGCACAAAUAAGACAAAGGCAGAGAGGGAGGCAAACCAUGAAAGACUCUUAAAUACAGAGAACACAUUGAGGGAUGCUGGUGGGGCUUUGGGUGGGGGGAUGGGCUAAGUAAGUGACGGGCACUGAGGAGGGCACUUGGGAUGAGCACUGGGUGUCAUCACGUAAGUGAUGAACCACUAAAUUCUAUUCCUGAAACCACUAUUACAUGAUAUGGUAACUACCUUGGAUUUAAAUUUUAAAAAAUGGGGGGGAAAAAAGCAAGCAGGUAAACUCUAAAGUACGGCUGCCAGGAAAAAUCCAGGAUGCCAGCUACGUAUGACUUUCAGAAGUACAACCACCAGCAUCUAGAAGAAGCACGUCCCAAACAUUGCACGUGGUUUUGUUUGCUAAAUCUGGCAAGUGUACUGGGAAAGAAAGAGGUCCAAGUGCAUCCACACUCCUACCUGCAAAGCAGGUGCCGGAAGAGAAAAAGCUGAAAGACAUUUCCCACCUCGUCCAACCGGGCUUGAGAUGUUGGAAGGAGAUACUCUGGCGGCAAAGACCCAGAAAAUUUGCCACCCCGCUCCGCAGAUGCGCACAGCCACGCAGGACCUCCUCCCCACUCCGGGCAGUGGUGCUUGAAGGUAUAAAUCAGGGUACUUGUCAGGUAGUAAGCCCUUACGGAACACUUUUCUUACUUGUGAGCGGACAACUGAAUCUAAAGCGGCGCGAGGCAGACGGGCCACUGCCCUUUUCCAUAUUCUGACUUUUGUACCAUAUGCAUCAAACUUUAAAACGUCACUUGAGGGGGCGCCCUGGGGGGGGGGGGCUCAUGGGUUAAGGGUCUGACUUCAGCCCAGGUCACAAUCUUGCGGUCUGUGGGUUCGAGCCCUGCGUUGGGCUCUGUGCUGACAGCUCGGAGCCUGGAGCCCGCUUCGGAUUCUCUGUCUCCCUCUCUCUCUGCCCCUCCUCCACUCAUGCCGUGUCUCUCUCUGUCUCUCAAAUAUAAAUAAAAGUUAAAAAACUAAAAAAAAGAAUCACUUUAAAUAACUUGGGGGUAACCAAUGGGAGAUAACAAUGAACAGCACAUUUGUGGCAUGAAUUUACAAAGGAAAGCUGGAAAGGGACACACCAGGGCAUGGGGACAAAAUAAGCAGAUGUCGAAUAAAACCCAAGCAAAAUCAUUAGAAGAAUCACAUAUUUCACUUACGAAGGGUGAGGAGCAGCCGUAUUUGAGAUGUAAAUCUUUUUACCUCUUUCGGUGCAUGUAGCUUCAAGGCUCAGCAAGUGAAGGGGAUGGGAUCUAGAAUACCCCGAGAACAUCUCGAUCUAGAAUACGCCAAGAACAUCUCGAUCUAGAAUACGCCAAGAGCUUCUCGAUCUAGAAUACGCCAAGAGCUUCUCAAUCUAGAAUACGCCAAGGGCUUCUAGAUCUAGAAUACGCCAAGGGCUUCUAGAUCUAGAAUACGCCAAGGGCUUCUCGAUCUAGAAUACGCC